Molecule: messenger RNA, 2409 nt
Organism: Colletotrichum karsti
Lineage: Eukaryota; Fungi; Ascomycota; Sordariomycetes; Glomerellales; Glomerellaceae
Product: ubiquitin carboxyl-terminal hydrolase
Exons: 4
Biological process (GO): protein deubiquitination
Cellular component (GO): nucleus; cytosol
Molecular function (GO): cysteine-type deubiquitinase activity; cysteine-type endopeptidase activity
Source: RefSeq, a predicted model, not a curated record
UUGUCCAUCGCAUGUCAGAGUACGCCACCUCUGCUCCGCCGCCGUGAGCUCGUCUCGCGCAGAAACCGCCCACCGUACCCCGAUCACGACUCUCUCUCCAACCACACUCUCCAAGAAGCCGCCAACAUGGCUAGCUUCUUCAACAAGUUGAAGAGCGGAGGCAAUUCCACCACCACCGCGACGACCAAAGAUGCGCCGAGCAAAAAGGCCGGCAAGGAAGAGCCAGCUCCCGAACUGACCCCCUUGGAGAAGAUGCUGCAGAAUGCCGGCCCAUUGAGAGAAGAUGGCACCGACAAGUUCUUCGGCCUCGAGAAUUUCGGUAAUACCUGCUAUUGCAACUCCAUCGUACAAGCGCUCUUCUACUCCGAAUCUUUCAGAGAUCAUGUUGUCAAGUAUCCCCCGCUGUCUCCCACCGAUACCCCGAACGGAACCCGUCCAAAGGUCAAUGUGACCAUCCGCCCACCCGUCGCGAAAGAGCCCCCGAAUACCCCUGGCGCGAAGCAAAAAGGCUUGAGUGCUUCCGAGUCUAUGAAGCGCAGACAAGCGAUAACGGCGGGAAUGCCUCCCCCUGCUGCGCCAGGCACACGACCCGAAGAUAAGCCUGACUCGCCCGAAUACAAAAAGAAGCAGGCCAUGAUCAAGGGACCGAUUCUGGAAUUGGCCAAGGAGAACGACUCGCCGUAUGGCAUGGAGGAGUGCACUUUCACCGGUCUCAAGGACAUUUUUCAAGCCCUGAUUGAAAGCAACACCAGGACUGGAGUGCUUAGUCCGCAGCGAUUCCUCGAGAUCUUCAAGCGGGAUAACGAAAUGUUCCGGAAUUCGAUGCACCAGGACGCCCACGAAUUCUACGGCCUCGUGCUGAACGACGUCAUUUCCAACGUUGAAACAAACGCCAGACGGAUUCAAGAGCGAGAAGCAGAGAACAAAGACGGUUUGGUUCAGUCGGUGGAGAACGCCCUCGGGGCUACGAGCCUAAUCAACCGCCCAGUCAACGGCGUGGGUUCACCCGGAACUGGCUGGGUCCACGACAUUUUUGAAGGUGUCCUGACGUCGGAAACGAAGUGCCUUACCUGCGAGACGGCAUCUCAAAGAGACGAGACGUUUUUGGAUUUGUCCAUCGAUCUGGAGGAGCACUCCUCGGUAACGUCGUGCUUGCGCAAGUUCUCUGCCGAGGAGAUGCUGUGCGAAAGGAACAAGUUCCACUGCGACCACUGCGGCGGACUUCAAGAGGCCGAGAAGCGCAUGAAGAUCAAGCGCUUACCCAAAGUCUUGGCAUUGCAUCUGAAGCGCUUCAAGUACACCGAAGAUUACAGUCGCUUGCAGAAGCUCUUUCACCGGGUCGUGUACCCCUACCACCUGCGCAUGUUCAACACAACCGACGACGCCGAGGAUCCGGACCGAAUGUAUGAGUUGUACGCUGUUGUUGUCCACAUUGGUGGGAAUGCCUACCACGGACACUACGUAUCAGUCAUCAAAACCAAGGAUCGAGGCUGGGUUCUUUUCGAUGACGAGAUGGUCGAGCCCGUCGACAAGCACUUUGUGCGCAACUUUUUCGGCGACAAGCCUGGUAUGGCAUGCGCAUACGUGCUGUUUUAUCAAGAAACUACAUUCGAAAAGGUGCAGGCCGAGAUGGAGGCUGAGGGCGCGGAAGAAGUCAAGAUCGCCAACGAAACCGCGAACGUCGCUCAGGACAACGGCCAGACAAACGGCCACACGAACGGUCAGACGAACGGCUCAACACCGCUCGCUAAGCAGUUCACGCAGCCCGUCAGCCCAGUGGAGGAACGCGACCCGAUGCCCGGUCUAGCCCACGCACGAACUGCGCCGGUUACAGCAGACAAUCCGGAGAACAUGCCUGCGACUCCUGCACCGCCGUACUCUGCGGCACCGCCUGUCCCGUCGAGUCUUGCCAGAUCCAACACGGCAGCGAAAACUGAAAAGUCGAAAGACGAGAAGAAGCGGGAGAAGAAGGAGCAGGAAGCUGCGGAGAAGGCCCGGAAGCAGGCUGAAAAGGACAAGGCCAAGGAGGAUGAGAGGCAACGAAGAGAGAAUAUGGCGAAGCGGAGAGCGGCUUAUCAAAAGCAAGAGGACGAUUUGCGCAAGGCGAUCGAAGCAAGCAAGGAGUCCGCAAAAGAGGAGGAUUCGAAGAAGAAAGAACCUUCGGGCACCACCAGCUUCUUGAACAGAUCGAGUCGAGCGAGCAAGUCGAUGAGUCGAAAGAGCUUCGCAUUCCUCAGCAAGGAUAAAGACAAGGGCGAUUCGCACAAGCCGUUGGAAAACGGACACGCUGGCAACGGCACUGAGGGAUCGGCAAGUCAGUCGGACAAGCCCAAGGAGCUGAGGGAGCGGUUUAGUUUCAACCUCGGCCGGAAGAAAAGUGGUAACUUGCUGUCACGAGACGGCGCAUAA